AACAUCUAAUUGGCGGUCACUUAAAUGUUGCGCCACUAGCCUCUGACGAUCACUUAAUUGUUCAUCGAGCCUCUUGUAACUCUCACUCCCGGCACCGCCGCUUCUCGUUUCUCAGCGCUCGGGGGGCGCGCACGCUCCUGCGUCAUGACGUCAGCCACUGCAACGGGCAAGAUGGCGGUGAGCUGUGAAUGUGUUCCUGAAUUAACCGCCCGCCUCAAGGAAUUAACUCGAGACUGUCAAAAGGAAGAGUUGGCGCUGGUUUCCAUGACACCGAUCCAGAGUUUGACCAUCGCGUUCAAAGAACAGCGUAAUAGGAAGGAGGCAACACAACCUUUAUUUGAAACUUUCGUAAACAUCCUCACGGCACAGUUGACUGAGAUAGAGGUAUUCACUGACAAUCCUGACAGUAACAGGAACAGACAACUUGAAGCUUGUUUGCGGCUCAUUGCUGAGUGCUUCCGAUGUCUUAGAAAUGCUUGCAUACAAUGUGUAAAGAACCAGUCUCAUGGAAGGAAUGUAGGAUUGUUUGAACCAACUAUUCGGAUUCUCGACUUGCUUCACGGGUUAAGAUUUUCCCAGAGUGAUGAUUUGUUGGCAGCUAUUCGAUGCGGCCUUCAGUUCCUUGGAAACUUUGUAACUGGCAAUGAAGAGUCUAAGCAUAUUCUGUGGAAAAGCGCCUUUCCAGAUCUUUUUCUGCACUACCUGACUCAAUCCGAUAAGAAAGUUGUUACCUAUUGCUGCAUGGUUCUGUUCACCUGCCUUAAUGCCGAGAGAACAGCUGACCUAUUAAACCACACGAAAGGGGUUGAACUGGCUGAAGCUGUUAUCAAGAUAUGCAAGAAAGAACCUGAACUAGAUUGGGCAUUUCUGAUUAUGACAGACCAAUUUCUGAAAUGUCCAGACUUGAUGGCGGAGUUGUACAUAAAAUUGAAUAACCACGAAAGGAUUGUUGUAUUGGAUCUGAUUUCUGUAAAGUUAAGUGAGAUACUGGGAUGUCCAGCUGGCAGUGAUGACUUGAGUGCUCUUAUGAAGAUGAUGCAAUUCUUGGCAAGCUGUUUCCUAGAAAAAUGCAUGGCAGUAUUGAAAUUCACCUCUGCUACUGAGGAAGAGAAUGAGGAAGCCUUCAUUGUAAUCAGGCUCCUUGAUAUUCUUUGUGAAGCAACUUCAAACUAUGAAAAGUUCAGUUAUUUGCAGAAUUCACCUGGUCUGCUAGAAACCGUUGUUGAUCUUUUAUAUCAGACGCAUCUUGCAGGCAAACAGCAACAGAAUAUUUUCAGCAUAAACCAAUCUUUAUCAUUCACUGACCAGACCUUCCACCCUGCUGUUGGUUUUAAAGCUCAUUUGAUCCAUCUCAUUGGAAAUCUUUGUUAUCACAACAAUGAAAACCAAGAUAAGAGAACAAAGAAAGGAUUGACUCUCCAGCAUCUGCAGUUCUCACCAUCUCUAAGGAUUGCUAAUUUACAGGUCCGUGAAUUAGGUGGUAUUCCAAUCAUUCUGGACAACUGCAGUAUCGAUGACAACAAUCCUUUUGUGAGCCAGUGGGCCAUUUUUACCAUUCGAAUCCUUACAGAACAGAACUUGAAGAAUCAAGAAGUGAUAUCCCAGAUGGCAUAUCAGGGUGUGGCAGAUAGUGCCAUGCUAAACAACAUGGGAUUGCAAGUUGAAGAACAAGAUGGAAAGCUUUAUGUGAAGUCCCAGGGAAAGAGUUCAUAGUGAGAAGGGUUCCGAAAACAUUGCCAUAACAGGAUUUAUCAAUCUGUUUUUCCAAUCAUUUGUCACACCGAGAAAAAUGUAGACUGAGAACAAAAGUAGAAUAUAAUACUACUUUAACUGUUUCAGGACAACAGAAUAGUCUGCAGUCAUUCUUUGGUGUAUUUCUCAGUCCAUUGCCUUGACUAAUUAGUGUCAACUUGUCUGUUUUAAAAUUUAACCAAAGUUUGGCGGUUAACUGCCAGUCAUCCUCAGACUGCUACAUUAUCCAUGGAAAUGUCUCAAACAAUCAGUGUCCACUUGCUAACCAACUUCUUCUAUUACAUGGUGUAAAUAUUGUUUUUCAUUUGCAUUGGUCAGGCUUGUGUAUUGUCCUAAUGAAUACAAGCAGUUUUCAAGUUCUGUACUACCAAAUGACAAUCUGAAAACUGAUCUUUCUUAGGAUGUACUGGCUUUAAUUAAUACUGUACUUAUUUGCAAUGGCCACUGCUUAUAUUGACGAAAUAUAAAUUCUCGAAUGCAAAAGGUGAUCUUUCUUCAAAUACAGAAUUGUUAUCAAAGAUCAAUCAAUAAACUUUGUUUCUCGUAAUCUUGUUUCUUUUGAACUGUUGCAGGAUAUAGUUUCUUUACUAAUGCCUACAACUGAAAUAACAAGUGAACUAUGCCCACCAUUC
Molecule: messenger RNA, 2384 nt
Organism: Chiloscyllium plagiosum (whitespotted bambooshark)
Lineage: Eukaryota; Metazoa; Chordata; Chondrichthyes; Orectolobiformes; Hemiscylliidae
Gene: atxn10
Product: ataxin 10
Biological process (GO): neuron projection development
Cellular component (GO): cytosol
Source: RefSeq, a predicted model, not a curated record